AUGUUAGUAUUGAAAAACAUGUUCCUUGACAAAAUAAAACCAACUACAGAAAUAAACGACGCAAGACUGAAAGAUUGGGUAGAAGCUUUCCCAUUCACAAAAGAUAUAGUUGGUAACAUGGAAAGAAAACCAGAAUGGCUACAAAAACAUAUAUUUGGAAACGAGCUUAUUCCAUAUGGACAGGCACUGUUUGAAGAGCUUGAACCGGAAACUCAGGACAGAGUCAUGCAAACAAUAAGCGACGACUCAAAUACAGACUAUGACAAACUCUUUCUAGGAUAUAGGUUACCUGAGAUGGGCGACCAGAGCCAAAAGGCAAAAAGGACAUGGAAAAUUUGCAACAUACUAGAUGAACAUAAUGCAAAGAUGCAACAACUUCAAGCAGAGGGCAAUGAAGGAAAAAGAAGAGUUAAAAACUCAGUCAGGAAGAAAGUAAAGCUUGGUCGGAGUGGGUUCUAUUAUGACAUAUAA
Trichomonas vaginalis G3 is the source of this 471-nucleotide messenger RNA. Its product is annotated as protein of unknown function, DUF4106 family. The record is from RefSeq and is a predicted model, not a curated record. NCBI's taxonomy places the organism in Eukaryota, Parabasalia, Trichomonadida, Trichomonadidae. The transcript has a single exon. The coding region runs from base 1 to 471 and encodes 156 amino acids.